Tremella mesenterica DSM 1558 is the source of this 355-nucleotide messenger RNA. RefSeq lists its product as uncharacterized. The transcript has a single exon. Bases 84 to 260 code for a protein of 58 amino acids. The record is from RefSeq and is a predicted model, not a curated record. NCBI's taxonomy places the organism in Eukaryota, Fungi, Basidiomycota, Tremellomycetes, Tremellales, Tremellaceae.
GAUUGAUGAACAAGAAUUCAUGCACAAAGAACUCAAGAAUAAGUAACACAAUUUAUAUGAAUCAUAUCAAUGAUCGACUUGUCAUGGCCGAUUACCUCAACUCCUUCUUUCAGUCUUUAGACAUUAGCGACUUCGACGCUAUUCUCAUCUUCUACGGCCCUAUUCCCUUUCGUCUUAUUAAGAUCCCCGAUGAUCGACCUGAGUUCUGGUGUCCAGAGUCUCCGGCAUUGGGGAUCUGCCGAUCGGCUGAGCUAUACUGAGCAGAGUUCGCGGAAGGCUCAAAGCCUUCGCUUCCCCCCUCCAACAGGACGCCAGUCAAUCGCCUUUCCCCCAGCCCUUUGAACGGUCCUGAGAG